CAAGCACCCGAAGAUUGUGUCCGAGUUGAGAACGACGUUUGAGGCCCGAAAGAAAUGCUGAUGAAAAGCAGCUUCGGCGGCCGUUCCCUCGGGUAUGGGACACGCUUUGUGGCCUCCGUGAUCCUGUGCGUGUCGUCGGUCUUGUUCACGUGGUUCCUGAUUUCGCUGUACCACCGGCAAAAAUUGCUCGACUCUCUGAACAUGUCCAUGGGCUUCGAAGCGAAACCUGCAUCUCCGCUGAUUGAGUUCGUCGCCGUGUUCGGGUUCGGGCUCAUCCUGCUGUUCGAAAUUAUCUCUGCUUGGAUGGCCAUCAAGGCGACAUAUCUGGAGAACCGGUGGUUGCUGAUGCCGUUCAUCGGCUUAACUGGCUGCGGUAUCGUCACCCUCGUGUUGAUCUUAGCCAUCUACGUGACCUGUCUGCCGACGUACGGUUAUCAGGCUCCAAAUGCUAUCGGUGGGAUCGUGUCGGCGCUCACCAUCGUGUUGCUGCGGGCCUACUUCCUUCUGGUAGCCGUCUCCUACUACCAGGAGCUCCAGGAGCGGGACGUGCAGCAGGGCGGCGCUGUGCCUUCGGUGAGCUCCGGGGUCCCCCAGACGCACAUCGACGACCUGCCCGACCACAAGCGGCAUCCACCUUUCCUGCUCGACUAUCUGCAGGAACCUCCGCCCUACGAGAGCAUCGACAGUGCCGAAUCUAAGGGGGACUUUGCCAUGCGCUUGUACAUCUGAAGCCGGCCGAGCGUUGAACUUUUCGGGGCCGUUGGGAAUGACGUCCGCAAGGCUUCGUGACGAGCGACGUGUGGACUUACGCUACUUCUUGUGUGAAAAUAUCUGACCUGUGUGUUUUUUCCUCUGUCUUCGUUGUACAGCUUCUUCAAGAGCACCCGCGAAUAUGAUCCGAAGCCGACAAAAAGACAACUUGCGAUUGAUUUUAUUUAUUCUUGGGUAGAUUACUUGUGCUUACAGAAUGUAC
Molecule: messenger RNA, 973 nt
Organism: Ixodes scapularis (black-legged tick)
Lineage: Eukaryota; Metazoa; Arthropoda; Arachnida; Ixodida; Ixodidae
Exons: 7
Coding region: 55-729 (224 amino acids)
Source: RefSeq, a predicted model, not a curated record